ACCAUUUUCAUCAAGAGACAUCGGCAGCCGUUGGCGAUGUUCCGGAGGACUGGGAGGGAGUACAGGACACAGUUGGGUAUCAAAGAUGGGAGGCCAUUGGAGUUGAUCCAACCAGGGGACACUAGAUUCGGCACAAACUUCCUCAUGCUGCAGCGACAUCGGGAGUGCGAGGGGGUGUUGCUAUCAACUGUUUCCAACCCACGGUGGGAUGACUCUCCAUGGGAUUGGACCCCAUCGACACGGGUUCGAUUGUGCAAGGAGCUCACGAGACCCCGCUUGGUGGUUAACUAUGCAGCGGCAUGUACCUUGCUUGAGCCUGUUUAUGUCCUGAUGAAGGCCAUGGACAAAGAUGGGAGGACGGGUAUGCAGGUGUGGUCUUUGGGGAUCAUGUUGGAGAAGAGAAUGGUUGUGUUGCCCAGUGAUUGCGAGACAAGGGAGUUCGUGACGGUGAAGGUGAAAGACCGUGCGCGGAUGAUGGUUCUCCCUGUGCAUGCAGCGGCGUGGAUGUUGCACCCACUCCACCGAUCAGCUCGACUGUUCAACGACUUGGCAUACGAGGACAUCACAAACACCUUGACUCACUUUGCUUCGGUUCACCCGAAGAAUUCAAAGGAGUACAAAGACUGCUGGAACUCCCUUAAGAGUUUCCAUUACAUGGAUCCAGAGUGGAAUGGCAAGAACUCUGAGGAGGCUUUGGCAGGCGACCAUGUGUCCAUGGCGCACUGGUGGUUGAGUUAUGGGAAGAAGCACCCAACCCUGACAAAGAUCGCAGUCAAAGUGCUCAGCAUGUGGACUACAGCCUCUCCAUGCGAGAGGAAUUGGUCCACGUUCAACCUCAUUCACACGAGGAGGAGAGAUCCGUUGAGCCCAAACAACCUGCAGAUGCUCGUCUUCAUCCAUUGGAACAAGAAUUUUCUGCGCAUAUCAAAGGCGAAGAUGGGAUUCGUAAACACCAAGCAGCUCGAGAAGGAGACACCUGAGGAUGAGGCGCCUUUCGAUGGUUUCAUGCGAGACAGGGAGUUUGACCCUGCAGAGGUGAAGAGGAGGGCGGCAAAUUGGUCCAAAUCUCGCGGCCGCAAAUCGAAGGGUACCAGAUUCGACGUCCGGGAGCUUCAGGAGGAGAGGGUGGACGGCGGGGCAUGGCUCCUCGAUCUUUCCUACCGCCCUCGGCGUCUCGCGGACAACGACCGCGGGAAGACCAUUGUUGUUGAUGAUGAGGAGGAGGAGAGCCACGGCAGCGAGGGUGACGGCGAGUUACUCACAAUGCGGUUCACAAACAUGUGGUCCACCAAGCGCUCGGGCAGCCGCUCGUGUUCCACUCGACACGACAACAUCACGCCGCCGCCAGUCCUUGCAUCCGGCGGCUGCUUCGACGGGGGAUUGGCAGACGUUCACGGGGACAAUGCUGCGGUGGAGGUUGAUGCAGACUUUGGUGUGUGUGUAGAUGUUCCGGUUCUUGGCACUGCGGAACAUGCGAACGGAGACAUCGGUGCGGACAUGGACGACCCGAUUCUUGGAACAGCGAAGGACGUCGAGGCUGUCGGCAGCGAUGUAUUCUCCACUCCUUACCCGGGGUUGCGGCUGGGGAAGAGAUUCGACUCCCUAUUGAACCACGUGGCCCCCAUUGCGGCGAGCGGCUCCAACAAGGACUUCCGUGAACACCUGUCUGCGAUGUCCCCCAUGCGGACUGAUUUCGAGGAGCCGACUCCCGAUUGGGCCAGAUUCACUAGACCAACCCCACCCGCUCUACGGUUGAGCGAGGACAUUCCAACAAAGGCCAGGGAAGGAUCGCAAGGCAUCGUCUACAGGAGGAGGACCCGAGCUGCUGAGGUUGGAGGACCUGACCCACCACAACAUGUAGCUGCACGGCGUGCAUCAGUGUCGCCGCCCGAAAUCGCCGCCAGCAAGGUGCGCCGAGUGAGGAGUUUGGCGGGCAGAAAGAAAGGAAGGAGACAGCGGCACCGACGACAAGAGGUGGAAGAGGCAAGGGACGCAAGACAGUCACACCGCCGGCGACCUUGAAAGAGAAGCAUGCUAUUGUUUGGCAGGUGAAGAAGAGGAAGGCACAAAAAGUUCCCAAGAAAGUCACCGCAGUUUCGCAAUCGCCGA
Chara braunii is the source of this 2109-nucleotide messenger RNA. The record is from the annotation of a GenBank genome assembly. NCBI's taxonomy places the organism in Eukaryota, Viridiplantae, Streptophyta, Charophyceae, Charales, Characeae.